Molecule: messenger RNA, 1679 nt
Organism: Ectocarpus sp. CCAP 1310/34
Lineage: Eukaryota; Phaeophyceae; Ectocarpales; Ectocarpaceae
Source: the annotation of a GenBank genome assembly
AAGUAAGUGAGCGGCUUGUGAUGCGUCGACUUUUGUAUCGGUACUCGGGCGGUGGGGUGCGUGGCGUGGUUCUUCGUGGCGUCAUGGUAAGGAGUGCGAACAUCGGGAGGGAAGAAUGGGGAGCGGGAAGCUUUGCAACGCCGCUCGACGCGCGCACGCGUACCUCACGAAUAGUCCGAAACCUUCCCAACAUCUCCUUUCCACAGAAAUCCGGGUCGAAUCGACAGAAAGUUGCGUCCCCCUUUACGGCGUGCGCGCAGGGCGUUUUUCGCGAUAGUGUACGGGAGGUGGAGCACCUUUCUGGAUUGUUGAAGAGAGUUACCCAGCUGACGGAGGAGCAUGUCUGUAUCAUCAAGUCGAAGCUCACCAAUAAGCUCGAUAAGCUUGCAAGGAAGAGUUCGGACAUGCGACCCUUCAUGGACGCGUGGGAUAAGAGGAUGUCUGACGUCGACGUCUUCGUCCAACAGCACGAGGGAGACACCUCCUCCUCGUCCUCCUCCUCGUCCUCCUCCUCGUCGGAGGAGGAGGACGACGAAGAGACGCCUGAGUCCCGAGCUUGCGACGUGUGCAAUCCGUCCCCUCCCUCUGAUGGGUCAAAAUGCGCCAAGUGCGGCAUCCUCCACCUAGAGUCGUGCAACGUCAUCGUCAAAGAAGGCGACAGGGCUCUCGUGUGCAAGGACUGCACAGAAGACAUCGACUCCGGUGAUGACGGAGCACGCGCUACAAAGAAGCGGAGGAAAGGCGAGAAGGUCACGUUGCCGGAGGGCGACAGCACUGUGGAGGUGGAUACGAGCAUGUCGCGGAACACGGUUGUCCACGCAGAGGAACUUUUUGCCUCACGAACCAACACGUACACGGGCGGCUCUCCGCUCAAGACCUACAACCGCCCCAAACUUGCCAUCGUCGACCUCACGCGCCAGGACUUCUUAUUCAAGGACACGCCGGCCUCUAAAAACGUCUUGAAGAAUGCUGUUGAGGGCCUUAUGGAGGUGUUGGACGAGAAAGGGACGAUUGCGUGUGCCAUCCCUCGUCCCUGGUAUUUUAAAGGCAACCUGCUUGACUUCUUAUUCAAGGACACGCCGGCCUCUAAAAACGUCUUGAAGAAUGCUGUUGAGGGCCUUAUGGAGGUGUUGGACGAGAAAGGGACGAUUGCGUGUGCCAUCCCUCGUCCCUGGUAUUUUAAAGGCAACCUGCUUGUGGGGGCCUUCAAAGAAUUCCCCGACAAGUUGUUCAUCGAUCCAACUCCGGUCGUCAUCUCCUACCAGAGCGUCUCUGGAGGCGCUCAACACAAGAGCCACGAGCUGCUGCACCGCAACCAGCAGGAACACGUGCUGAUGGUGCAUCGCGCACCUCCAGCUGCAGGUGGCACAGUGAACUUCACGUGCAACAGACGUGUUGUGGUGUCGGAUGUGUUCGGCCACUCGCUAGGCAACAUUCCACACGCACGACAUGUCAUCCAGUUGGAAAACUUGCCCGCCGGGGCACCCAACGGGGGCUCGCGGACGUGCUUUCCUCCGACCGCAUCGCAGUAUUUCAUCGCGAGGUUCACCAACGCCGGCGACACUGUGCUAGGAGUUGGCGUCGAAAGUACAACAGUCGCAUAGGAUGCCAUCUCACGGGGGCGCCGGGUCGAGUUUUACGUGACGGAUGAGGCCAAGCGCGCUAGUCUGCAGGCGAAG